Messenger RNA from Drechmeria coniospora, 1083 nucleotides. Its product is annotated as SNARE domain containing protein. The transcript has 3 exons. The coding region runs from base 1 to 1083 and encodes 360 amino acids. Lineage: Eukaryota; Fungi; Ascomycota; Sordariomycetes; Hypocreales; Ophiocordycipitaceae. Gene Ontology annotation, biological process: intracellular protein transport; vesicle fusion; Golgi to vacuole transport. Gene Ontology annotation, molecular function: SNAP receptor activity; SNARE binding. Gene Ontology annotation, cellular component: SNARE complex; endomembrane system; membrane. The record is from RefSeq and is a predicted model, not a curated record.
AUGUCGACUCAAUUUGUAGGAGAAGAGAUACCCAAACUGAACCGUGACUUUUGUCCAGUGACUCGUCAGACGGACUCCCGGCCAACCGCACACCACCAACCACUCGGCCGCCGCUCCCUGGUCCUUCUCCUCCUCAUCAUCCGCAUCGCCUUCAUCGUUCUCGUCGUCGAAUACGCCUCAUCCGCAACGUCGACUUGGUCGUCGUUCAUCCGUCCUCGGACAGUCGAUAUUGGCACUGCGCCCCUCUCGCCCCUCCCGCCCGCCGCCAUGUCCUACGACCAGCUCUCGAGCCUCGAGUCGGGCAACCGCACCGGCGGCUACGCGGACGACCCUGCGUUCCAGAACCUCCAGUUCGAGCUCAAGUCGAAGCUGCAGACGCUUCUCGGGAACAACCGCAAGCUCGCCAACGAUUUCAGCGUGCUGGGCUCCAAGAAGGACACGCCUCGCCUGCGCGAGCGCGUGCACAACAUCAUGGAGAAGACGAGAGAGCUGUGCAGGGAAAUCGGCGACGGCGUGAAGCGGCUGCAGACGUGGGACGAUCUCUCGAAGCAGCAAAAGUACGAGCAGACCAAGGUCUCGACCGACUUCCAGGCUGCCCUCCAAGAGUUUCAGGGCCUGCAGCGGAAGGCGCUGGAGAAGGAAAAGGCGUCCAUCUCGGCCGCCCGUGCGGCGCACGACUCGGCCGAUGCCGCCCACGCGGCCGGUCCGGCGGGCGGUCAGGCGGGCGGCCAGCUCGAGCAGCUGCAGGAGCAGGAACUGUCGCAGCUGGCGCCCCAAGACGAGGUCGACUUCCAGGAAGCCCUCAUCAUCGAGCGCGAGGAGGAGAUUCGCAACAUCGAACAGGGCGUCGGCGACCUCAACGUGCUGUUCCGGCAGGUCGCGCAGAUUGUCGACGAGCAGGAGGUGGGCAUCCGGACCAUCGCCGACAACGUCGAGAACGUGCAGGACAACACGAGGCAGGCGGACAUGGAGAUGAGGCAGGCGGCGCGGUACCAGAAGGCGGCUCGGAACAAGAGCUGCUGUCUGCUGCUCAUCAUGGCCGUCAUCCUGACCAUUGUCAUCCUGGCCAUAGUCCUCGGUUGA